CUGCGAUUAGCAGACGUGUCAGGACCAUGGCUGGAACGUGCACAAAGGAGUGCCGAUAUGUUGGCAAGUUCCCUCGGUGCAACGCUAGCGAGCAUCUGGGCCUUCUCGUCAGAUAAAUGCACUGCGGUUGUGCUGGCGUCAGGCGGAAUUCUGCGAGCAGUACAGCCACAGGGUCACAGCGUCUCUGUGGCGUCGCCGGAGGGUCAGCCAGGCUCGAGUCUGCGACGAAUUACGACCCGCGAAACUGCGUUCACAUGGAGCGUGGACAUUGGCGCACUUGUGGGGGCAGGGAUUGAGGCUGCCGGCGACGGCAGCCCUCCGGACCUGAGGCAUCUUGCAGCUCUUACAGGCAUGCAGCAUUGUGCCGUACUACCCUUGAAGUCUGGCGGACAACUGGCGGGCGCCUUACAAAUUGGCCUCGGUGGCGCACAGCCCGCCGUGUUGGGCGCGACUGCCACGUCCCCUUCGGCCGUGGAGUCCACUGGUGGCUUGCCAGCAGCCCUCGACGCCGGGCGCACUGCAGGCUCUGCCAAUGCUGCCUCUACCGCCAAUGGCAAGCUGUCCGCGAUGCCUAACUGGUUGCCGCACCAUUUGCCAGACCUGAUGCUGCUUUCUCCUGCAGCAUCGCCGGUAGUAUCUGGCGGGGGCAAUGGACUGUCGGUGCAAGCGACGGGAGACAAGCAGAUGGUGUCGUUGCCGCAGGCCGUCGUGGACCUGGUAGCGGCGCUGCGGCGCUGCGAUACGAUCAGCAAACUCAUCAGCGCGGUGUCAGCUGGGUUGCAGGAUUUAACAUACCGUGCCACGUCGAUGCAUUUCUGCGCCACGCCAAUGCUGUUGCAUCGGUCGGCAAUCACUGCCGCAAUUUUCCAGGAUGUCGGGUCCCGUGAGGGCGCGGUCGUCAAGGAGGGCAACACGGCGCGGGGAGAAACGGAGCUUGACUCGAGGCUGUGGCCUCUCGCGCCCUCGAGUACACCGGGGGAGAAUCAGGAUGCUCAAACCAGGACGUUGAAGGCGCACGUGACACAUCUAAAUCACACGUUGAUGCUUCAGGCGGUCAUUGGGCUCUGCGAGCGGCUUCUGACGGGAGUGGACAAUGGACGCUACCGACGGCUGUACGGCGGUUCAAUCAUCCAGAACUGCAGCGAAUACAUGCAGGAUGAGAGCAACCGUGGCCGUGACGUUUCCUUGUGCCAUCGGGUUGGCGUUGCGGACGUUGGCAGCUUGGUCCUGGUUACCGGCGUGUCUCCUGGGGGUGUGCCGCUCCUAGCUGCCUAUCUCACGUGCCGUGAGCCGCUGCCGGAGCCGCUUCUGGAGUCGGCCCUGUCCGCCGUACACCAGGCAUUGAAGCUGUGCUUGCUGACAGUUCAGGAGCUGUUGUUCCAAGGCGGCGAGUUGAGCGACGAGUGGUCCACGCUACACGACUUCCACCUUAACCCGUCGUCUAUUGCGGUCUCAACCAGUUGCACCCCUCGCUCCAUCAUGCCUCGCACCGCUGCGACCAACGCCGUCGCUAGGGAAACUGGGCAGGGACCGCCCUCGCAGUUGCAGAGUCAGAUGUCGGGCCUUGUGAACCAAGGCGCUGGUCCACUACCGUCGGCGCCAACCACAGGCGCUUUGAACGAUGACGGCCUGGCGGCGAGUUCAAGCACGACAGCGCGGCGCAACUUGUCGUUUGGCAUCACUGCAUCCUCUGCGGCAGCACCGCGAUCGAACCUCGGGAUGAUGGUGUCUUCAAUACGCUCCUCUCUUAAUCAAGUGCUAUCCCAACGGGCCGCACUGGAAGCGGAGGGGUUACAGGACGAUGUCAACGGUGUGGAGCUGUUGAAGCAGAUCGGUCAGGGCGGUCAGGGCGUCGUGUUCUGCGGAACCUUACAUGGUCUCGAGGUUGUUGGCACUGAAGAAGGUGCUGACGAGGUGUACGAUAUUGACGAUGAGGGACAGAUGAUUAAGCUCAAGCGCGUGCUGAAGCGGGAUGCCACGGAGCUCGCCGUUACCACGUCCAUCAGUCACCCCAACAUCGUGCAGGUGUUCAGCUACUUCGUAGACGUCAUGGUGGUGGAGUACGUAGGCCAACCCGACCGUUUCAAGUUGCUGCCCAAGGCCAAGGGGCAGAGUGCCAAUGGCGCAGCGGACAACGGCGGCGUGACAGGGCCUUCCAACAUGAUCAUUUGCAUGGAGUAUUGCGAUGCGGGUAAGGGGAGCCUCAAACAUGCCGUCAAGCGUGGUUGCUUCCGGACCACUGGCGCCCGGCCCAACAUGCAGGCUCUGUACACCACCCUCAUGGAAAUCGCCUUGGCGCUUCGGCACCUCCAUGCGCUGCGGCUUGUACAUUGCGAUCUGAAGCCCUCCAAUAUUCUGCUCAAGAGCUCCAUGCGGGAUCCCCGUGGCUGGGUGUGCAAGUUGUCCGACUUUGGCUGCGUACGGCUAAUGGCCGAGCCUGCCCCGGGGCAGCGCCCCAGCUUCAACCUGGAAUAUGCGGUUGGUACCCCAUCCUUCAUGGCGCCUGAAAUGUUUUGCAAGGGGCAUCCGUUGGACGCGGCAGUGGACAUCUACAGCUUUGGCAUCCUGAUGUGGGAAGUGUACACCGGCGGCAACGUCUACGAUGGUGUACCGCCUGAUAAACUGCCUUACCACGUGGUCAAACGGGGUCUUAGGCCAGCAUUUCCACCUGACACGCCGAGCGCUUUCAGCACUGGUUACGGUGUUGCAGCGACUGCUGUCGUCCUGUGUAUCGACUGGUGCCACUGUUGCAUCUUCAACGCCAACUAG
Volvox carteri f. nagariensis is the source of this 2769-nucleotide messenger RNA. RefSeq lists its product as uncharacterized. The coding region runs from base 58 to 2769 and encodes 903 amino acids. Gene Ontology annotation, molecular function: protein kinase activity; ATP binding. The transcript is spliced from 18 exons. The record is from RefSeq and is a predicted model, not a curated record. Lineage: Eukaryota; Viridiplantae; Chlorophyta; Chlorophyceae; Chlamydomonadales; Volvocaceae. Gene Ontology annotation, biological process: protein phosphorylation.